CUAAAACUGCAGAAAACCAGGGAAACCCGAGAAAAUCGAGUAUACUGAAGCCAUCGAGAGCAGCUUUCUUGCAACUCCCAUGGCCCUAUAAGGCAGAGAGAGAUAGAGCAAGCGAGCGGGGAGAAGAGAUUGAGCAUUGCUGGUGGCCCUGUGCUUUGAGAGAGGAGAGAGGACUUGAGGAAUAGGCAGGAGGCUUUGUGGUGGAGCAAUGGCGACAGCGGCCUGGGCCGCAUGGCUGCUCAUCCUCACGUGCUUCGGCGCUUGGACCCCGCGGCAAAUCUUGGUUGCUGCAGCCACCGACGCGAAUGAUGUUACUGCCCUCAACACGCUGUUUACCAGCAUGAAUUCGCCGGGACAGCUGCAGGGCUGGAAGGUGAGUGGUGGCGACCCAUGCGGCGAAUCGUGGCAGGGCAUCACUUGCUCUGGGUCCUCUGUUACUGCAAUUAAAUUGCCGAACUUGGGCCUCUCGGGAAAUCUGGCCUACAACAUGAACACCAUGGAUUCAUUAGUUGAGCUAGACAUGAGCCACAACAAUCUCGGUGGUGGCCAACAGAUUCCAUACAAUCUUCCAAAUAAGAAGCUUGAAAGACUCAAUCUGGCAGAAAACCAGUUCUCUGGAUCUGUGCCAUACUCAAUUUCAACGAUGCCUAAUAUUAAGUACCUAAACCUUAAUCAUAACCAGCUAUCAGGAGAUAUCACGGACAUAUUUUCCAACCUCCCAAGUUUAACCACAGUAGACCUUUCCUCCAAUUCUCUUACUGGCAAUCUACCACAAAGUUUCACUUCUUUGUCAAGCCUGAAAACACUGUAUUUGCAGAACAAUCAACUUACUGGUUCAAUCAAUGUACUUGCAAAUCUUCCCCUUGAUGAUCUGAAUGUUGCAAACAACCGCUUCACUGGUUGGAUUCCUGAGGAGUUAAAGAAGAUAAAUAGUCUGCAAACUGACGGCAACUCUUGGAGCACAGGCUCAGCACCACCACCACCACCAUUUACAGCUCCUCCACGUUCGCGCAACCGUCGAAAGAGCCCAGGCCAGCACUCCAAUGGAAGUAACAACUCGAGUUCAGGUGGAAGCUCUAGCAUAGGUGCUGGAGCCAUAGCAGGCAUUAUCAUAUCUGUUCUUGUUGUUGGAGCACUUGUUGCAUUCUUCCUGAUAAAGAGAAAUAAAAGAAAAAGUGCAAUGCCAGAACACUAUGAACAACGCCAGCCUUUCAAUUCGUUCCCUUCAAAUGAAGUUAAAAAUAUGAAGCCAAUUGAAGAGGCUACCACUGUAGAGGUGGAGUCUUUGCCUUCUCCUGCUGCAGUUAACCUGAAACCACCUCCCAAGAUUGAGCGGAAUCAAUCAUUUGAUGAUGAUGAUUUUGCAAACAAGCCUGUUGCCAUGAAAAGUAAUGCAGCAGCAGCACCAGUUAAGGCAACUGUUUAUUCAGUUGCUGACCUACAGAUGGCAACAGAUAGCUUCAACAUGGACAACCUUAUUGGAGAGGGUACUUUAGGACGUGUGUACAAGGCACAAUUUAGUGAUGGAAAGGUUCUAGCUGUGAAGAAAUUAAACAGUACAACACUGCCAAGGCAAUCAUCAGAUGAUUUCUAUGAGCUGGUGUCGAACAUUUCGAAAUUGCACCAUCCCAAUCUCAGUGAGCUUGUGGGCUACUGCAUGGAGCACGGACAGCACUUGCUUGUUUAUGAUUUCCACAGGAAUGGUUCACUGCAUGAUAUGCUCCAUCUCUCAGAUGAUUAUAACAAACCACUUAGUUGGAAUUCUCGUGUUAAGAUUGCGUUGGGCUCUGCACGUGCACUAGAGCAUCUUCAUGAAAUUUGUUCUCCAUCUAUAAUUCACAAGAACUUUAAGUCGUCCAAUAUUUUACUGGACACCGAGCUCAAUCCUCACAUUUCUGAUGCUGGACAUUCAAGUUUUGUUCCAGAUGCUGAAUUCCAGGCUUCAGAUCAGGGGUCUGGGUAUAGUGCCCCUGAGGUCGAGAUGUCCGGUCAGUAUACCCUCAAGAGUGAUGUCUACAGCUUUGGGGUCGUCAUGCUGGAACUCUUGACAGGCCGUAAACCAUUUGACAGUUCUAGGCCCCGGUCAGAGCAAUCACUUGUCCGGUGGGCAACUCCCCAGCUGCAUGACAUUGACGCCUUGGACCAGAUGGUUGAUCCGGCGCUCAAGGGUCUUUACCCCGCCAAAUCCCUUUCCCGUUUUGCGGAUGUUAUUGCUCUGUGUGUCCAGCCUGAGCCAGAGUUCAGACCUCCAAUGUCUGAGGUGGUGCAAGCGCUGGUGCGGCUCGUUCAGAGGGCCAACAUGACCAGGAGAAUGCUAGAUGGCGAGGAGGCUUCUCGGCGGCCGGAUGACCAGGAACAGGAAUUCGUCUAACAAGCUACUGAAACAAUAUACACAUCAUGUGCUGUACCUGCACCAUCUUAAUGUUGUGACUGUUGAUAAAACAGGGAAAACAGCUUUGUCGACUUCCAUUCAGUAUAUAUUACAGGUUUUAUUUCAUAUAACGAAAUAUAUAUGUUAUUUUUUAGAUAAUGGGAAUUGAAAGUUUCUGGCC
Zea mays is the source of this 2552-nucleotide messenger RNA. Its product is annotated as Protein STRUBBELIG-RECEPTOR FAMILY 7. Gene Ontology annotation, molecular function: protein binding; protein kinase activity; ATP binding. Gene Ontology annotation, biological process: protein phosphorylation. NCBI's taxonomy places the organism in Eukaryota, Viridiplantae, Streptophyta, Magnoliopsida, Poales, Poaceae. The coding region runs from base 209 to 2371 and encodes 720 amino acids. The record is from RefSeq and is marked provisional. The transcript has 16 exons.